AAAAUUUUCAAAUUCAAAUUGCGGUUGAUUUUUGUUGAUUCCAUCGAUGGCAUCAAACACUAGAUAAGGCAGAUGGCAUAUCCAGUCUACCAACGAGUACUUCACUUCAAAAGCACCAAAAACCGACAAUCCCAUGAGAAAAUCUACAUGAACCACCACCCCACUUCAGCAGCAGCAUAGGCUUCGAUACUUCACCCCAUCUAUCUUUUACUUCCAUUUUCAGACCAGAAAAAAGAAUGUCUGAAUUCAAGAAAACCUCAGUGUUUCCUCGGCAGUCUUCGUAUAAUUCCUUAUAUGCUAAUCCUCUCAGUGAGCUCAGGCAUAACCGGAGCUCCAGCGAAGGUGGGAAUUCAGGCAACAACAUUGUUCCCCUUGCUGUGCAUAUUCGAAGGAAUCUCAACCCUGCUAAUGUUCCUUCUGAUGACAAAGAGAAUUUUACUCCUAAUAGGACUCAAAUUGGGUGCUGGAAUGAUAAAGAAAAUGCAGGCUUCUGUAAAGGGAUUCGGCUAGACCCCGGGGAUUUUGUCCCUAAUUGUCCUAAUUUGAAUACGAAAGACAGGGCUUUGAAGCCGUCUUCACUUCAGCUAUGUAUGAAGAAACAUGAACCUGAUUCGAUAAUUGGGACCAGAACUUUGGAACCUGUUGAUUCUGGAACUACAAAUUCUGGGAAUAUUUGGGAUUACUCUGAUUCAGAGGCUGCACCAGCUUCCUCCUGGUCUACUCUGCCUAAUAGGUCAUUGUUAUGUAGGCCUUUACCUGUGGAUAUUGGAAGGUGUACUUGUCUCAUAGUGAAGGAACCAUCUCCAGAAGGACUGGAUAAAGGGACCCUCUACUCUCUUUACACUCAUGAGGGUCAUGGCAGACAAAACAGAAAGCUUGCUGUUGCUCAUCACAGAAGGCGAAAUGGAAGAUCAGAAUUCUUGGUGGCAUCAUGUGUUAAGGGAUUAGUAAGUGGUCAGGAUGACAGUUUAAUUGGCAAUAUGACAGCAAAUCUUAUGGGUUCAAAAUACCAUUUAUGGGGCCAGGGAAAUCAACUCAAUCCCUUGACCAAACUGUUCAAAUUACUUGCAGUUGUAACGUUUACUCCUACCAUAACUACCUGGACUGGUAGUCAUAGAAGCAUCAAGGCAUGGAUACCAAAGCAUCAAUCAAUGCAGCUAAAGAACGUGACUCAGCAUAUCAAUGGACUACCCCUGGAUUGGAAGGAGAAAAUGGACAAAGUACAUCAACUGUUCUCAAGGGUUCCACACUACAAUAAGGUAAAUAUUUCAAAGAAGUAUGAAUUAGAUUAUAGAGACAGAGGAAGGACAGGACUUCGGAUCCAGAGCUCAGUAAAGAAUUUCCAGCUGACAUUGGAGCCCCAGGUUCUGUUUCACAUAGACGACACUUUGCAUAAUGAUGUCGAUCGAUUUUCUAAAAGAUUCUCUGUGUCACUAGAAGAAUGGAAGGCAGACAAUCCUCCAGCUUGGAAGGGUGGGGAAGUCCAACUAUGUGAUGGAUUUCAGAUAUCCCAUGACUGGAUUUCAGGCCUUCUGCAUCAGUUUAGCUUCUAUUGAUUCAAAGGCCUGUUGCACAAUGUAACUACAAUAUCCUGUUGGCAAUGCAACAGCCAAAGAUGAAGCCACUGAUUCAUUGGCUGACUUCCUCCGCCAACAAGGGAUAGAGGUGCCAGGCAUACUAUUCAAAGCAGAAGUUCGUUUUGAAGACCUGAAGCUAGCAUGUAUGUAACUCUAAGCCAGUAACAUAGGUAGAAGAAGCAAGACCAGGGUAUUAGACACACAAAAAGCAGCAGCAACUUUCAUUGACUAUGAUUUUCUUUUGGUUUUAGUUCUUUACAAGCGAGGGAAAGAUAAUUUUUAGCGAGUUCUUCGGUCAUUAGCUAAUUCUUAGCUUGAUUUGGGGGGCCUCCACAGUUGAGGUUGAGGCUCUAAGUAACAUUCUGAUUUCUGAUUUGUGAAUACCAUACUUUGGUAACAUGCUAGGCGACUAGAGAUGAUUAAAUGGAGAUAAGAGAAAGUAUCAGAUUCUUCUCCAA
Messenger RNA from Coffea arabica (coffee), 2035 nucleotides. RefSeq names its product tubby-like protein 8. NCBI's taxonomy places the organism in Eukaryota, Viridiplantae, Streptophyta, Magnoliopsida, Gentianales, Rubiaceae. The record is from RefSeq and is a predicted model, not a curated record.